Molecule: messenger RNA, 2346 nt
Organism: Acomys russatus (golden spiny mouse)
Lineage: Eukaryota; Metazoa; Chordata; Mammalia; Rodentia; Muridae
Gene: Dync1li2
Product: dynein cytoplasmic 1 light intermediate chain 2
Exons: 13
Coding region: 181-1659 (492 amino acids)
Biological process (GO): microtubule cytoskeleton organization; microtubule-based movement
Cellular component (GO): centrosome; cytoplasmic dynein complex
Molecular function (GO): dynein heavy chain binding
Source: RefSeq, a predicted model, not a curated record
CGUCCCUCCCUGCGGCUGUCCGGUGACCCGCAGAUGCACGCGGACAUCGCUGUCGCGUCGGGACGCGCUGGAUAGCGAGGCUUCUGUGGCGUUGCGGGCGAGCGGCGCGGGCAGGCUGGGGUCCUUGCGGGUCCUCCGCGGGCCCGGAGGAGGGCCCUCUUUGUGGCUGCAGUUGGCAAGAUGGCGCCGGUGGGGGUGGAGAAGAAGCUGCUGCUGGGCCCCAACGGGCCGGCGGUGGCGGCCGCCGGCGACCUGACCAGUGAAGAAGAGGAAGGCCAGAGUCUAUGGUCUUCAAUCUUGAGCGAAGUGUCCACCCGGGCCAGGUCCAAGCUGCCGUCCGGCAAGAACAUUCUGGUGUUCGGUGAAGAUGGGUCUGGUAAAACAACUCUUAUGACCAAACUACAAGGAGCAGAGCACGGCAAAAAAGGAAGAGGCUUAGAGUACCUGUACCUCAGCGUUCACGAUGAGGACCGCGAUGAUCACACCCGCUGCAACGUGUGGAUUUUAGAUGGAGACCUCUACCACAAAGGCCUGCUGAAGUUUGCAGUUUCAGCCGAGUCUCUGCCGGAGACUCUGGUCAUCUUUGUUGCUGACAUGUCUAGACCUUGGACUGUAAUGGAAUCUCUAGAGAAAUGGGCUAGUGUUUUACGUGAGCACAUCGACAAGAUGAAAAUUCCACCAGAGGAAAUGAGGAAUCUGGAACGGAAAUUUAUGAAAGAUUUUCAAGAUUAUAUCGAGCCUGAAGAAGGAUGUCAGGGUUCCCCACAGAGGAGAGGGCCUCUGACCUCUGGCUCGGACGAAGACAGUGUUGCCCUCCCCCUGGGUGACAAUGUGCUGACUCACAGCCUAGGGAUCCCAGUGUUGGUGGUGUGCACAAAGUGUGAUGCAGUGAGCAUACUGGAGAAAGAGCACGAUUACAGGGACGAGCACUUGGACUUCAUCCAGUCACACCUGAGGAGAUUCUGCCUGCAGUAUGGAGCUGCCUUGAUUUACACCUCAGUGAAGGAAGAGAAAAACCUUGACUUGCUGUAUAAGUAUAUUGUUCAUAAAACAUACGGCUUCCACUUUACCAUCCCUGCCUUAGUUGUGGAAAAGGACGCAGUGUUUAUACCUGCAGGCUGGGACAAUGAAAAGAAAAUAGCUAUUUUACAUGAAAAUUUUACAACCGUGAAGCCAGAAGAUGCAUAUGAAGAUUUUAUUGUAAAGCCUCCUGUGAGAAAGCUGGUCCAUGACAAAGAGUUGGCAGCAGAGGAUGAACAGGUGUUCCUGAUGAAACAGCAGUCACUCCUUGCCAAGCAGCCUGCCACGCCCACAAGAACCUCCGAAUCCCCUGCCAGAGGACCCUCAGGCUCUCCAAGGACACAGGGUCGGGGUGGACCAGCUAGUGUGCCAAGCGCCUCCCCAGGAACAUCAGUAAAGAAGCCAGAUCCAAACAUCAAAAAUAAUGCAGCAAGUGAAGGGGUAUUGGCCAGCUUCUUCAAUAGUCUGUUGAGUAAAAAAACAGGCUCUCCUGGAAGUCCUAGUGCUGGUGGAGUGCAGAGCACAGCCAAGAAGUCAGGACAAAAGCCUGUGCUGUCAAACGUUCAGGAAGAACUGGAUAGAAUGACUCGAAAGCCAGACUCCAUGGUUACAAACUCUUCAACAGAAAAUGAAGCCUGACCCUCCUCCAAAAGUGCAUAUGUCAAAUGACCAAAUAACUAUGUAUAUUCAUCUGAUAAGACCAGGAUUUUUCUGAUAUGGCACAUGCCAUCAGUUUUUGGGGGUAGGGGAGAUGAACUUUAAAAAAUAUAUAUAUACUUCAUUGGCUUGUCCGAGUGUGAAACGCACAUUUAGGAAGGUUACAUGUCAGGCCCCUUGUGAGGGAUGUCCCUUGGACUCUUGGGCUGCGGCUCUCCUGUGGGAAGCGAGUGCAGCUGGGCUUCUUGUAGAAUGGAGAAAGGAGGCCCACUUGCUAUCAGGGUGAAGCAAGGAGACUAGGAAGUCAUUGAUCAGACGGUGGUUAGUGUGACCAGUUGUGUGAUGGCAAAUGCACCUGUUCUUGGGAAGUGGAUUAGGUAGCAGAAAGUCCAGGAAAGAGAAGAGUUGAGGAGGGAUGAGAGAAGUGCUGGUGGGGAGGCUGGACAGUGAGGGGCAUGGAGCAGUGAGCUGAGCGCCAUUAGGAAGUACGUGCACGGUAGAAGCCAAAUAGCAUCGCUCAAGACCUAACGUUAGAAGCAUUCCCAAAGUACGCGCUAACCAGCAUGGGACUCGGGCUUGAUCUGAAGGCAUCCUUAACUUACGGGAAGUGUGUUUUGUGUGGAGUUCCCGAGUGAGGUGGAGCUGACUCGAGCAGUGGAGAAGGUAGCG